Naegleria lovaniensis is the source of this 867-nucleotide messenger RNA. RefSeq lists its product as uncharacterized. Bases 1 to 867 code for a protein of 288 amino acids. The transcript has a single exon. The record is from RefSeq and is a predicted model, not a curated record. Lineage: Eukaryota; Heterolobosea; Eutetramitea; Acrasida; Naegleriidae.
AUGCUCAAAGUAGUUCAAAAAUUUGGAUUUUUGUUAGAAUUUGCAUCGUGUGACCUCAAGAAUGAUCGAGAUGUGGUUUUGAAUACCGUCACAAAUGAUGGUACUUCAUUGUCGUUUGCGUCUGAUGAUUUAAAGAACGACAAAGAAAUUACAUUGAGGGCCAUUAAAAAAAAUGGUAAAGUAUUAGAGUUUGUCUCUGAAGAAUUGAAGAACGAUAAGGAUGUUGUGUUAGCUGCUGUAAAUCAAAACGGAGAAGCUCUUGAAUUUGCAUCAACUGAUUUGACAAAUGAUCUAGAGGUGAUAUUAGCUGCCGUGAAUGUAAAUGCACGCGCUCUUGAGUACGCAUCUGAUAAGUUAAAAAACGACAAGGAAGUUGUAAUGACAGCUGUGAUGCAAAGUGGUUACGCCCUUGCUUUUGCUGAUGAGAUGAUAAGAGGAGAUCAAGAGAUUGUGUUUGAAGCUAUCAAACGAAAUAAGUCUGCUCUUAAAUAUGCUUCAAAGAGACUUUUGAGUGACAAACAAUUCAUAUUGGAGGCUGUCAGACUUGGAUGUGAAAAUGUUCUACAAUACGCCCCACUAGAUUUUGCUAAUGACAAGGAAUUUAUGUUAAAAGCUGUCCAAUACAACGGGAUUGGAGUUCUAGGAUACAGUUACGUUAGCCAUGACAAAGAACUCGUGUUAGAAGCUGUGAAAAAUAAUGGAUAUGCUUUGUAUUCCGCAGUCCAAGGAUUGCGACAUGAUUCUGAACUGCAAACGGAAGCACUCAAGACCAAUGGUUUUGUUUGGAACUAUUGUGACGACUUAUUUCUCGAACGAAUGCAACAAUGUUAUUAUGGCGCAUAUUUGGGCACAAGUGGUAAAGUGUGA